Molecule: messenger RNA, 4050 nt
Organism: Aricia agestis (brown argus)
Lineage: Eukaryota; Metazoa; Arthropoda; Insecta; Lepidoptera; Lycaenidae
Gene: yki
Product: transcriptional coactivator YAP1
Exons: 7
Coding region: 135-1478 (447 amino acids)
Biological process (GO): positive regulation of transcription by RNA polymerase II; hippo signaling
Cellular component (GO): nucleus; cytoplasm
Molecular function (GO): protein binding; transcription coactivator activity
Source: RefSeq, a predicted model, not a curated record
CCGGGCGUGCGUCAGUCGCGCAUCGAGCGCUAUACGAGUAUACCGGGUGGCGCUGCGCCGACCCGUCGCGCACUAGUGUUGUGUCACAGCGGUGGGCCAGGUCGGUUUCGAGAUUUCUUCGUUCCGACUCAACCAUGGCUCUCAACUCGGACGCUGAACAGAAAUCGAACCUGGUCCUCCGCGUGGACCAGGAUUCGGACUCCGUUCUCCAGUCGCUAUUCGACACAGUGCUCAAGCCGGACUCGAAACGACCGCUACAGGUGCCUCUGCGUAUGCGACAGCUUCCGAAGUCGUUCUUUAACCCGCCGUCGACCGGUUCUAAGUCGCCAUCUGUGUCUCACUCGCGGGAAAACUCUGCCGAUUCGGCUUUCGGAUCGUCGUCCGCGACCGGGACCACUUCGGUGUCCCACUCUCGGGCGCACUCGUCGCCGGCGAGCUUGCAACAGACCUACGCCGCGGGGCAACAGACGCAGCAGCCGCCGUUACCUCAUCAACAUGCGAAGCAGAGGUCUUACGAUGUCGGAUCACACAUCCCGGACGAGCUCGGCCCGCUACCUGCAGGGUGGGAGCAGGCGCGCACACCAGAAGGACAGAUAUACUAUCUCAAUCACAUAACCAAGACAACGACGUGGGAGGACCCCCGUAAGACCCUCGCAGCACAGAACGUAGCUGGUGUCCAGCACCAGAGCACAGAAGCCAUACUCACACAGACCGCCACCCCACAGACUAUUGCCACAUCGACGCCGGGGCGGAGAGUGAGCACGAAUGUAUUCCAAGAAACGACGAAUACAUCACACACGCAUCCGUCAGCGAUGGACGUCGUCGAAGCAAAGAGUACAAGCAGUAACACAAGCACAGAUCCCCUGGGACCGCUGCCGGAUGGAUGGGAACAAGCCACCACACCAGAGGGAGAGAUCUACUUCAUAAACCACGCCGCAAGAACGACGUCUUGGUUCGAUCCUAGGAUACCACAACACUUGCAGCGCACGCCGGCGAGUAAUGCCGGGCUGGCGGGCGGCGGGUGGAGCAACGCGGCCAACCAGCAGAAGCUGCGUCUGCAGUCGUUGCAGCUGGAGAGGGAGCGGCUCAAGCAGCGCCAACAGGAGAUACGUCUCCAGCAAGAGAUAAUGGCGCGUCAGUCAUCCACGAUCGUGUCGUCGCUAUCGAACAGUGCCAGCACCGAGCUGCCCAUAGACCCGUUCCUGUCGGGCCUCAGCGAGCACCAGAGACAGGAGUCAGCGGACAGCGGGCUGGGCAUGUUACCCGCUAGCUAUCCAAUGUCUCACGCCCCCGAAGACUUCCUGAGCGGGAUAGACGAUAGGAUGGACUGCACCAGCGAGGCCGGCGCGGCGGAUAUCGCGCUCGGAGAUACCGAUGACUUGCUAGGCGAAUUCACAAACGACAUCUUAUUGGAUGACGUGCAGUCGCUAAUAAACUCGACGCCGAACAAACCUGACAACGUACUCACCUGGCUUUAAGGAGCGUACGCGUUGCGUGCACACGUACGUGCGUGCGUGCGUGCUUGCGUGCGCGCAGUCAAACAAUGAACUUGGAAUAUACAUAGUACUUACGGUUGUCCGAGUGUCGGUGAAAAAGUGAACGUUAUAGAAAAUGUGUGUAGUCGCUCGUGUUUUGUAUGUGUGAUUUGUUAGAUCUAUAUUUGCCCAAAAGGUUUAGCGACGACGGUUUGUUGAACGGACAAAAAACUACUUUUUACAUGCGACGAGUCGUAUAGACUUAUUUUUAUACAGAAAAUGAUUUUAUAUAGUCGUUUUAUAACAAAAGUAAACUACAAAUUCUUGUCUCUGCAUUUACACAAAUAAGUUAAGAUGGGUUUACUGAGUAUCCACACAAGUCGGGCAUUGGAGAUACCAAAACGUAUGUAAGUUUCCGGCUACCGGGUGUUUGCAACGAUAUAAGCGGGGUGCGCAGAGAUCGACGGUCGAUCGGAGUCUGAUUCGAUGAGAGGCAUCUGCGUUUGCAAAUCUCCUUUCCUAGCUGAAAGCAGCAUCUUGCAAGACACGUGUGAAGUAGGUUCCCUCUACUCUCUGCACGGAGACUAACAGGAAACCCUAUGCGACAAUACUUCGACAAUAAACCUCUUAUGAUAAAAAUUGUGAUAACAUCUUUAUGUAACAGUGCCUUAUUGUGCGUUAAAAUUAUUUAUUGUGUUUUUUAAAUUAAGAUAAUAUUAAAAUAUUUCUACUUUUUACGACCAUUCUAUUGGUGUUGCUAUUAACGUUUUAAUAGAAUAAAAAUACUUAUAUACAUGUUGUAGUUAAUGUCUUUGUCUACUUACACCGUCCUUGUGAAUUUUUUCGAGAUUAUCGGUAGGUUAGGUAUAGUUAAUGAUAGCAGCUACUAGAUAUACUUUCGGUUAUACAGUAUGUAUAGCCGGACAGUAUAUAAUAUGAGGUCGGUCGCGCGGUGCCGCUAGACAGUAAUAACAUUAGGUUACGGAUUAAGUGAAUGCAGCCUUACAAGUUUAGUAAAAUUUGCAGUGUGCUUGUACGUUAAUGUGUUGUGUGCUCAGAGUGCAAUAUGUGCCUGUAUUUACUGGCGAAUAGUAUUUCGAAGUAUUUCUAUCUCAAUGCUCUUGUAAAAUAUUUUCCCUGUAGAGAUAAUUUGGAAUAAGAUUACGGGAAGUACUCGCGGGUAUUUCCGCACAGAUAAAGCCACGCGCGCACGGGCGACAAAAACUGCCACUAUUCGUUUUCUGAUAUCGACUCAAGUGAACGGAAAAUAGAGUCUAUUUCUCCAAAGAUCUCUCAUCAGAACUAUUUUCUGUCUGAAUGAUGGUGGUCAAUAAGAGACAAUUUAGUCUCCCGUGCGCGCCAUGGUGAAGUAUGGCCGCUACCAGUAUAAUCACGGUAGUUCUCCAUAGUAGGUUACGUAAAGCUAUGUAAGUAUUCGCGGCAGUAAGAAACAAUUAAUGCUUUGUAUUUAACACGGUUAAUCUAUCAAAAUUCGAUUUAGCCCACCUAGUCUUUAGAAUUUUAAAAAAUUCAGAUUGUGGUUUGAUAAAUUUUAGGCGUUAAAAUUAACAUGCUACAUUGAAAACUUUGCCAUAUUAGUGAAUAUACUUUAUACUAAGACUUAAAUAUAAUCUUCGUGUUAUAAAUAGCAGUAUCUGUAUAACUAUUUUUAAUUAGGUGUAACGGUGCUGGGUUAUAUGCUAUAUUCUAUUUUAUAAUUUUGUAUUCUGUCGGACCCUCGUGCUUGUAUGUCAUAUAAUUUUAUAUUUUAGUGACUACGCUUUACGUAUUGUUCUGUUGGUUAUUCUGGACGUUUCUAUGCCUCUAGUUUUAGAAUGGUACUGUGGUAUCUUUGUUUUCUGUGGCUGAGUUCUUUUGUAUUAUAUAUAAGAAUAACGAAACACGCACUGUACUGUGGCAGUAUCACUACUUAGUAGACCUUAAAUUUACUCAAUAUCAUUUACAAUGUUAUAAAAAGUCUUCCAAGUGUUAAUUAUUAUUAAAGUCAUCGAGCAUAGUGUACUCAUUUGAACGGUAAUGUAAACGCUGCACCGCUAACUGCGCUCUGAUUGGUCGAUACUGUUGCGGCCGCGCACUCAUUGGUGCGGUGCUGACUUAGCACGAGCGUGAUUUGUUAUUUAUCAGAUUUUCAGUGGUUUACUUAUGUAUGUGCCUUAUACAAAUAUGGCUUACACGGCGGCCCUAUAACGGUACAAUAUGCUCGAUGAAUAAAAUCUACUAAGUUGUUGAUACUACACUAUACUGCGUCACAUUCCAUAACCCAUUGCUCUUCAGCGCCACCAGUGGUUACAUUUCACAUGAAUAAUAAACGGAACAAUAUAUUCAAGUGCAAAUACUUAUCAUGUUUUAUUUCAUAAGUAGACUAUUUUACAAACAUAUCUUUUCAGUCUGACGAGACAGCAAGUUUUCUCUGUAGUGUAUGCAAUGUAAGUUGUAUCAAUGUUAUGACAAUGAAAUUAUAAAUAUGUAUCCUAUGCUAAUACAAAUAGUGAUAAUUUCAUUGUAAAUAAUUUGGUAUUCUUAUAUGGACAAAAUAAAAAAUGUUUUAAUAUUA